Molecule: messenger RNA, 741 nt
Organism: Tarenaya hassleriana
Lineage: Eukaryota; Viridiplantae; Streptophyta; Magnoliopsida; Brassicales; Cleomaceae
Product: protein Dr1 homolog
Exons: 6
Coding region: 191-649 (152 amino acids)
Molecular function (GO): protein heterodimerization activity
Source: RefSeq, a predicted model, not a curated record
GGUGAUGUUCACGCGCUGUUGCUUUUUCGGUUUUGCCCUAAUCGCGGUGGGAGCGAGCGGAGAAAAAAAUCCUCCGGUAAGAUUCCAUAUAAUCCGACCGACUGCUGGACUGCCGUGGCUCAGUCUUGACUCGGUUGACUCGUAGGUUUCCCGUUGAUAUAUUGUAUCCUGAUUCGACUCGAUUUCAACGAUGGACCCUAUGGAUAUAGUUGGGAAGUCCAAGGAAGAUGCUUCGCUUCCAAAAGCUACCAUGACAAAAAUUAUAAAGGAGAUGCUACCUCCGGAUGUCCGUGUUGCUAGAGAUGCUCAAGAUCUUCUGAUAGAAUGUUGCGUAGAGUUUAUAAAUCUAGUUUCCUCAGAGUCUAAUGAAGUUUGUAACAGAGAGGACAAACGGACAAUUGCACCCGAGCAUGUCUUCAGGGCGUUACAGGAUCUUGGGUUCGGGGAGUACAUUGCAGAAGUUUAUGCAGCAUACGAGCAACAUAAGUUUGAAACUAUGCAGGACACGCAAAGAAGCGGGAAGUGGAAUAGUAGCGGGGCUGAAAUGACAGAGGAAGAAGCGGCGGCAGCACAACAGCGUAUGUUUGCAGAAGCUCGUGCCCGGAUGAACAACGGUAAUUCUGCGGUUUCUCAACCCGAGGACGGAUAGGAAACCGACCAGAGAAGUCUUCCUUGAUUUGCCCUUGUGGAUGGAUAGGCAAAACCAAUCAUCUGACUUACAUUUCCUGUAAGUUCAGAAUG